Rotaria socialis is the source of this 1251-nucleotide messenger RNA. The record is from the annotation of a GenBank genome assembly. NCBI's taxonomy places the organism in Eukaryota, Metazoa, Rotifera, Eurotatoria, Philodinida, Philodinidae.
AUGCCAGUCAUCAUACGUGAUAUUAAUUGGGAAGAAACAGAUAUAAAUUUAGUGUUGCAUAUUCCAAUGAAAGGUGCAAAAGCAAAUAAACUUGAUGUACUUUCAUCGGAUCAAUAUCUGAAAGUUUCAUUUCCACCUUUUUUCUAUGAAGUUUUUCUUUAUGAUUUUGUUAAUGAUGAUAAAAGUCGUAUUAUUGUACAGAAUGGUUUUGUUGAAGUUACUUUAACAAAACAAAACCCACGUAAAUGGAAUCAAUUGUCACAUCCUCAAUCAGAGAAUAAAGAAAUAAUGAAAGCUCUUCGAGAAGAAGCAUUAAAUCAAAUGGGUCUUAAACAAAAACAACGUACUGAAGCAAACUCAUCAUUAUUAAACGCAAAUAAACGUGAAGCGGUUCGAGAACAAAUGAAGCUUGAAGGAGCUGAACGUAAUCGCAUUGAUACAAUUAAAAAGAAUGAGCGCGAUAAAAUUAGCGAAGAAAUGAAACAGUUUGAAGAAAAUCAAAAAAUACAACGCCAAUUAGCAAUGCAGAAUCAUAUAAAACCGAAUGAAAUUCAAUUGAGAGAAGAAAAUAAUGGACCAGAAAACAAAAAAAUGAUUUUUGAAGAAAAUAAAGUAAUAGAAAAGAAAAAAACGAUUUUUGAAGAAAACACCUCAAAAAGUUCAUUGCCAGAACCAAAGCUAAGUAUUCCACUUAGAGAAACUUGUCGCAUUGCUGUCAAUUUUACAUCGCGUGUUUUUCCAACGCCACUUCGUGAAUCUCAAACAGAUAUUGAAGAACAAUGGUUGCGAAAGCAAGUGGAAAGUCGCCAAGUCAGUACAGAUCUUCAACUUGAUUUAUCUGAAAAAGAAAAAGACAUUGAUUAUCUAAAAGAAAAAGCAAAUCAAUUUUUCCAACAAGGUAACUUUCAAUCUGCCAUUGGUGUAUAUAAUCAUGCCAUUCGAGUUUUUCCGAAAGUGGCUACAUUAUAUUCAAAUCGUGCUGCAUGUCAUUUUCAAGUGCGGAAUAUGAUGAAAUGUGUUGAAGAUUGUUCUCGAGCACUCGAAUUACUUGAUCCACCGGUACCAGAUAAUUUAUUACAACGUGUAAAAGCACAUGUACGUCGUGGAACUGCUUUCUGUGAAUUAGAACUGUAUGCUGAAGGACUGCUUGAUUAUGAAGCUGCUCUGAAGUUAUCGCCCGAUGAUGAAAAAGUCAGAGAAGAUGCUCAACGUAUUCGAAAUUUUCUUGAAAAAAACCAAGAUUUCUCCUAG